CAGGCAACAGCUCGGGAGUGACGUCACACGUACGUGCGUCGCCGGAAGUGGUCUUAACAUUGGCUGGCAGUGCGCAGUUUGCAUAUGGCUGGCAUGUCCGCUGCUUCUUCCGGGUUUACUGACGAGCCGAGCGGUACCAUGAAGGAGGACGACCUGGAGCGGUAAUGAGUUUCCUUGUGGCAGUUUAACCUCUUUUAUUAUUUGAAUGAAUGUUCAUAUAGUCCGAGCAGCCAGGGCGGCGGUUACCGAAUCACAGCCUCCCUCCACCCCUUCCUCCCUCCACCCUGGGCCUAUGCAGCCAUUGGCCUUCCUGCCCCAUAAUGUGAUUUUAACACAUGUAGCCCCUCAUUAAAGAACACCUCGCUAUCCCCCUUAAUACAGGAGUGCUGGACAGCUGCUGGCUGGCUGCCUGAGUGUAGUGGGAGCUCAGGCUGAUUGCAUUCAUUUUGCUACCAUAGGCCUAUGCCUCCUUCAAGUAUUAAUGACCAUUUUAGUGUAUUUUAGAUUUAGGGCAGGGUGAAGUUACAAUGUUUAGUUGGAAUUCUGGCUAGCUUGGUUAUUUUAGGUUUAGUUCUACAUUGAACGCUCUUGUGGCCAGCAAAAUGUUGAUUAAAAACCAUUCUAACCUGAUUUAAGAGAGCUAUAUAGCCGACCCACAAAUUAUGUAUCAAACUAUUUUCAAGGGGUUUGACAAAAAAACGGGGUCUAUAAGGCACCCACUGCAUAGCCCCCUCUUUCCCUGUUGUGGAAAUUUGACUGCCAUUGUCAUAUAUUUUUUUAUUUAUUUUUUGAUGGCAACAUUUCUUUAAUCUCUGUCUGAAUUUUGAAUGGCUUAAAACACCACAUUAAUAAAAAGGACUUUUUGAUUUAAAAUGAGCCGAUAGUGUGUUCUUCCCUGUGAACUUUGCCAGCUUUUGCCAAGAAGAUGGGCAUUUGCAACUGUAUAAGCAGAUACCAUGGACAUUAUGUGCAUAAUUUGGGUGCAUGUAUUUUAUUUAAACUACCACUAAAGGCCCCAAGGCUACCUUAUCUCUCUAAAGUGGUCUGGGUGCAGUUGUCCUGUUGUUUAACCAUUUGAUGUAAAACAUUUCUGUUUUGUAGAAACCGUAAUGUUUAUAUUGAAGAGUUAAAUAUACCUCUAGUGGCUGUCUUCCUGAUAGCCACUAGUAGCGCUGCCAAUUCCAGUACCAUUGCAUCAUUUGGUUGGAGAAGCAUAUGAUUUUGGCAUGCAUGCAUAUCUUGCCAGCAGGCAUGCUGAUACUGGCAGAGCGGGCAGCUAUAGUAAGCAUCUUGGCACUGGAAGCAAGGUAAGUCAUUUUAUUCCUAACUCUACUUUGUACCAGCAAAGGUGGUAUUCAGUUGGCCCAGUUAUAGAAGUAAAUCUAUACUCCUGGGAAAAAAAAGCAAUAAUUUUCAGCACUAUAGGUUCACUUUAAAAUAUGUUUCAUUAAGAUUUUACUGACUCUUAAGUUGUCUCUGUAGGAGCAUUAUAUUUGAACAUUGUUUUUCUUUUGACACAGGGAAGCUGUAGAGGAGCUUCUUAAGGAAGCAAAACGUGGAAAGAUUCGAUCUGAGACUAUGGGAGCAAUGGGAUGGUAUGUAGACAUGUUCUUAUACUUUUGGACAGCAAAACCGUAAUUACAUAUUGACCUCAAUAUCCUUGUGAAACUGAAACAAACAUUGAGUGUUCAGGACAAACACCAUUCUUAAUAAGACAAUAACACUUUUUUUAAUAGGUUAACUAGUGCUUUUAACUUCUUAUAAUUACAAAACUGUAAAAGGGGUACACACUGGAAAUAGGUUAAAGGUACACUCGAGGCACCCAGACCACUUCUGCCCAUUGGAGUGGUCUGGGUGCCAACUCCCACUACUCUUUACCUUGCGGGGUUAACUCCUCCUCUAGUGGCUGUGUGCUAGACAGUCACUAGAGGGCACUUCCUUGUUUAUAGCAUACGAAAAGCGUGUUAUAGCUUCGCUUGACGCCCUCACGCUUGUAAGGACCUCCAGCGUCGCUGAAAUCCCAAUAGGAAAGCAUUGAAAGCAUUUUUCAAUGCCUUCCUAUGAGGAGGUCUAAUGCAUGCGAAUUAGGUCUUCCCCGCCAGCGGCCGCGCAUGCGUAAUAGGUCCGGCGGGGGAGGAGUGUGCGCGGACCCUCAACCAGCGCCGAGGAACAUCGGCGCUGGAUACAGGUAAGUCACUGAAGGGGUUUUAACCCCUUCAGCAACUUGGGGUGGGAGGGAGAGGGGACAUGCAGUGCCAGGAAAACGGUUUGUUUUACUGGCACUGGAGAGUCCCUUUAAGUAUCAUCAUUUUGUGGAAACCUUCAAAUACUAUGUGUAAUGUUAGUGUUUUACAAAACCGUUUUCUCCAGUAAGAUUAACUUAAAGUGAAAACUAGAGACCGUUCAUCAUAGUAAAACUGUGGUACAUCUCUAGUGGUUUUGAGACAUUUAGCCAGUCUCUGCAGGGCCAACAGUGUAAACGCUACAUUUUCUGUGAACUACCUUUAAUGACUUCUUCUUGGACAUCAGCUAGAUGAAUUUUCUGGACGAGGUCCUGCAAUCUGUUGUUUUUUUCCCCCCUCUGCGUGGAAAUGCUGAACGCUAUGUACGCGCACUAGCCUCCCAGUGCUUCCCUAUUGGGAAACAUUGGAUUGGCUGAGGUAAUUAUUGAUGAUCUCUGCCAAGGAGCCGGUACCAGUAGCGUGGAGAUGGGCACAGCAAGGGAUAAGCGGAAAGUCUCUCUUUACGCAUUGGGUUUGGGUUGACUUAAGUAUUUAGUUGAACACUAAAGCGUUAGGAGUACAUGUUUGUAUUCCUAAUGCUGUAGUGUUCCUUUUGAUUAAAAAAAUAUACCUUUAAAAGUUCACUGCAGGUACACUCUUUAGUGGAUCUGCCUGAAGCUGUAUGGAGAUCCCUCAUCAUGAAGACUCCUCAAUCAAGAGCGUGUGUUUUUUUUUUGUUGUUGCUUUUUUUGCUUUUUUUUUUAUCCUAUAAACUCCUGUCCAGCAGAAGCUUAUUGGAUAAGUAGCUUACCCCCCCAAGAGCAGUUCCACUCAUCACUUUGGAUGACUAAAACUGUUCUGUAAAUUGAUGGCAACCAUACCAGAUUGCUUAGUGAACUCUGGUAUGUUCACCAUUCAGCAGAGCUGUGAUUUGUAGCUUACUUGGCCUUCUUUGGAAUGAGCAACAAACAAGCUGAACAAAUUUGAUAUGUCACCACUGCAAUUGUGCAAAGCUGUGAUGGUACUUAGUGAUAUUUCAUUUCUGAAGAGUAUAGACAACAAUAAGGUAAAGGAGAAAUAAUGAGUAAAUCAUAUCAACAAUAAAAAUAUUCUGAGUAGUGGCUCACAAUUCUUCUAGUAAUUAAAACCCAUUGAUGCUCCAGUUUUAUUUUGUACUUUGAAUAACUGUUACAUUUUCCUGGCUCCAAAACACUGAGUCCUGUAGAAAAUACUUAUUGGGUUAUUUACUAAAGUCUGAAUUGUAUGAUAUUAAAAGAGCACACAUGCACUGUUGGCAGCCUAUUGUAUUGAUGCUGACAGCCGUGGUCCCUUUGGUGUAAAUAAAGCUGUGCAUAGACUGAUAGCAACUGCAGUAUCACUGUGAUAAGUCAAACUUCAUCUAGGGUCUUCAAGUACGUGUCCAAUAAAUCCUGUGACCUGAAAUCUUAUGAAAUACUGACAUUGACUGUUUGAAUUUCUCUGAAAUUCCACCACUGUCAAAAGUUAUAUUAAUACACUUUGAUAUUUUGUCCUAGUAUUUUUCCAAUGCUUGACAAAAGGCAGAAGCUUACUGGUGACGGCUGAGUGGGGAAAAAGGCUCGGUUUAUAGACCGUCCUGCAGGAUCUAGUGCAUGGGCAAAAGUACAAUGCUGAUGUCAGCUCCUGGCAGCUGAAUAGGACUGUCAAGAAAAAGUUGACUGCGAGGCACAGGUUUAGGUUAGUAUAACUUAUUUCCUGUACCCCUUGGCUACCUCACUGCCAGCAGAGCAGUCACAGGCCCGGGGGUCUUUGCAAAAUAUGCAAAGACCUUUACAGUGAUAGAGCAGCUUUAAAAUGAGGGAGUUUGGAAACUUCAUUCUCAUCCCAGCAAACAUUUUACAUUUUUAUUAAAAGAAACUUAAAAAGUGAAAGAACCAGACUUUUUUUUUUUUUUUCAUCCAGGAUCUUCCCCAAUCUUUUUCAAGCCCCAAUCUUAAGGGGUUCUAAAGGUUUACUUUCUGAUUUCCUUGUAGGACUGUGCUGUUAGUUCUGCAAAGUAAUACCAGCUAGUACCACCCAAGAUUGGGAUGUAUGUAAACAAAACAAGAGUGGACAAGAUUAGAAGUGGACUGGGCAGUGCCAGUCCAAUGCACAUGCAUAACUGAUCGUAUUUGCCAGUCAGUGCCACCCAGAGCUGCCCAUUCUCAGAAUGCUGAUGAAGUGCUUUUGCAAGAGGAAAUAUUUUGAGUUAGUAUAGCACAUUGUAAGCAUGUCAUUAAACACAUAACUUCUGCACUUUCUGGGGUCCCGUGAGAACCAAAACUGGGUGAGGAAAUAGGGUAAAUAUCAGGACCGACCGCAAAAAGCAGGGUAGUUUGUAGGUUGUGCAAUUUUCUUUUAAAUAUCUUGAAAAUAUUUAGUUUCAGUGAGCUAACUUCCUCAUUUAUGCACAAGUAUGUUGAUUUACAGUAUUUUAAUGCUAGUAUAUAAAUGCUUAGUAAGCUAACUUCCUUUGUUUUUUAUUUCCAUGGAAAGUAAUUUAUUUUUUUUUUUCCUGCUGAUUCCUCCAUUUUUAGUGCUUUCCCCAGAAUUUUUCAAAACUUGCUGAAUCGGUUUAAAGGAAUAUGCCAAAUCACUUUCCCCUUAAGGAAUUAAGUGUGUGAUCCUGCUGUGUAAUAUAGCUGUGUGAAGUAGAUCUUUUAGUGGUUAUGGAUCCAUUCUCCAAAAUACUUUUCAUUGCUUGAUUGGGUAAGUUCUGUAGCCCAUCACUGAGUUUUAGCUGACUUGGCUUCAUUCUGUAUAUUACAGUACCUCCUCAGAGGAUAUACUCUUAAUACAAUAAUAUUUUAUUCAGUGCUAGUCCAUUUGUAAAACGGUCAUAUGCUUGAUGAAGCUUUCUCUAGUGGCGAAUGCUUCGAGCAGUUCUAACUGUUGCACACUUCUGUAAUCAGAAAUAUUCUCUUAACGCAAGAUGCACACAGGAGAGGGUAAGCCACAUUGCCUCUGUUAGCAUAACACUUCUUAUUUAUUUUAUUUAACUAACCUUAAACUAUAGGAUUAGCAGUGGGUGGAAAAGCACACACAUGAAACCAUACUUCUCUAAAACCAUACUUUCUGAAAUAUUUUAUUCCCAAUAUUGGCAUCUUUCGUCCUGGAUCUCCAUGGUUAUUGAAAAGGGCUGGUGGAUAUUGAUGUUUUUUAUCUUAUAUUUUGUUGAAGUAGUUCGUAGUAUAGUGCCAUACCAGGCUACCUAGGGGGACUUGAUGAUAUUCUCCAGUUGACUCUUAGGAAUUGGGUGCUGGGGACCAGAACUUUACUGCACACCCCUCAAUUAGGUUGGUAUUAUGGCAGGAUUUUAUUGAAUACCUGGCUAUGCAGCAUUUGCUUGUUUCCUGCAGGUUUUUUGUUGUUUUUUGGGUUUUUUUUGAGACCCCGGAGUGCAUCAGCAGCAUGUUGUUCAUUGCUUGAGAGUAGGGGAAAUAACAUUGAAAUAUGUCUAAUUCUCUGUCUGUGCAAGAAGGGCCCUGGCACUCCCAUAUUUAAGUAGUCUUAGUGGUGUACUAGCAAAACCAUUAACAGAUUUAUUUAACCAAUCAUUGUUCACAGGCAUAGUCCCAGAAGAUUGGAAAUUAGUGAAUGUUGUGCUCAUUCACAAGAAAGGUAGUAGGGAGGAGUCGGGCAACUGUAGGCCAGUAAGCCUUACUUCAGUACUGGGGAAAGUGAUGGAAACCAUGUUAAAGGAUAGGAUUGUUGAACAUCUAAAAUCACAUGGAUUUCAAAAUCAGAGACAAAAUGGGUUUACUUCAGGGAGCUCAUGCCAAACUAAUUUUAUUCUUGAUUUGGUAACUAACAUAAUAGGUCAGGGUGGUGUAGUAGACAUUGCUUACCUAGACUUUUGACACUGUCACAUAGAAGGCUUAUCAAUAAACUGCAAUAUUUGAGAUUGGAUUCAAAUAUUGUUGAAUGGGUAAGGCAGUGGCUGAGUGACAGGCAAAAGAGGGUUGUAGUCAAUGGAGUAUAUUCAAAGCAUGGUCUUGUCACCAGUGGGGUACCUCAGGGAUCUGUACUUGGACCCAUUCUCUUUAAUAUUUUUAUUAGUGAUAUUGCAGAAGGUCUUAAUGGUAAGGUAUGUCUUUUUGCUGAUGAUACGAAGAUAUGUAACAGGGUUGAUAUUCCAGAAGGGAUAAGCCAAAUGGGGAAUGAUUUAGGUAAACUAGAAAAAUGGUCAGAGUUGUGGCAGCUGACAUUUAAUGUGGAUAAGUGCAAGAUAAUGCAUCUUGGAAGUAAAAACCCAUGGGCAGAGUACAGAAUAUUUGAUAGAGUCCUAACCUCAACAUCUGAGGAAAGGGAUUUAGGGGUGAUUAUUUCUGAUUACUUAAAGGUAGGCAGACAAUGUAAUAGAGCAGCAGGAAAUGCUAGCAGAAUGCUUGGUUGUAUAGGGAGAGGUAUUAGCAGUAGAAAGAGGGAAGUGCUUAUGCCAUUGUUCAGAACACUGGUGAGACCUCACUUGGAGUAUUGUACGCAGUACUGGAGACCGUAUCUCCAGAAGGAUAUUGAUACUUUAGAAAGAGUUCAGAGAAGGGCUACUAAACUGGUUCAUGGAUUGCAGGAUAAAAGUUACAAGGAAAGGUUAAAAGAACUUAACAUGUUUAGCUUGGAGAAAAGACGAGACAGGGGACUAUGAUAGAAACAUUUAAAUACAUAAAGGGAAACCACACAGUAAAGGAGGAGACUAUAUUUAAAAGAAGAAAAGCUACCACAAGAAUAGGACAGUCUUAAAUUAGAAGCGCAAAGGUUUAAAAAUAUCAGGAAGUAUUACUUUACUGAGAGGGUAGUGGAUGCAUGGAAUAUCCUUCUAGCUGAAGCGGUAGAGGUUAACACAGUAAAGGAGUUUGAGCAUGCAUGGGAUAGGCAUAAGGCUAUCCUAACUAUAAGAUAAGGCAAAGGACUAAUGAAAGUAUUUAGAAAAUUGGGCAGACUAGAUGGGCCAAAUAUUUCUCCUCUGCUGUCAUAUUCUAGUCAAACCGUUUUAGUGUGGUUUGACUUCUAAUCUGUGUUCCGCUGGGCAUUUCUUCUUGCUCCAUCUCUCAGGCUAAGCCAAAUGGUUCAAGGCUCUGCUCAUUUUCUGAGAGCAAUCAGUUGAUACACUCUGCCAAAUAGCUGGCGCUGCACUAAUAUUCUUAUCAGGAUAACUAACAGAAGCUCUUGUCUUCUGGCUCCCAUGUAGGCUGCUGUGAAAGCAGGGUGCUGAGCCCAGUGGAACCAAAGUGAGAAGUCAAAUUCUAAAAUGGCUUGAUUUCUUACAAAGGGGGGUAGCUGAGCACUCCUGGCCCCAUAACCACUACAGUGUUCUCUAUUGAUUUUGGUGCUUGGAGUGUUUGUUUAACCCCUUAAGGACACAUGACAUGUGUGACAUGUCAUGAUUCCAUUUUAUUCCAGAAGAUUUGGUCCUUAAGGGGUUAAAGGGAUUCUCCAGUGCCAGGAAAACAUAUGUUUUCCUGGCACUGCAGGACUCUCUAGUGCCCCUCUAUCUCCCACCCCCCAUCUCAAGUUGGUGAAGGGGUUAAAACCCCUUCAGUGUCUUACCGGAGUUCACUCUGAUGUCCCUCGGCGCUGGGUCAGUCUCCGCCUAUGCUCCGGCUGAUGUCGGCGGGGGAGACCUACUCCGCAAGCGCGGCCUUCGGAAGGAGAGACCUAAUGCGCAUGAAUAAUGCUUUCCUAUGGGGUGUUCUAUGAACACGGAAGUCUCCUCCAGUGGCUGUCUAUUAGACAGCCACGAGAGGAGAACUUAACCCUGCACGGUAAAUAUUGCAGUUUAUGAAAACUGCAAUAAUUACACUUGCAGGGUUAAGGGUAGUAGAAGUUGGCACCCAGACCACUCCAAGGGGCAGAAUUGGUCUGGGUGCCUGGAGUAUCCCUUUUAGAUCAGUAGCAUUAGAGUGGGUAGGUGAAGUUAGGGAUGAGUGGGCAGGAGUUUAGAAGUGAAAUAUAAGGAUGCUAAUAACCCAUCCAUUCCCUUCAGUGCGCUGUAGGGAUUUUGGUGCUUGGAGUGUUCAUUUAAGACAGGGAUCAACAAAUUCCAGAUGCCAUGGCGACUUUUGCAAGCGAUGGAGCAGUAAUAUUCCUGCAGUUCCUCUCUGCUCCUGCCUUUUAGUGAUGCUGGAAGCCAGGAUAUGACAUCACUGUGGCUCCAGCAUCACUACAGAGCGCUCAGGAGAUGCAGAGAGGAACUGCAGGAUGAUUAGAGAGCAGCCACACUGGACCACAGAGAAAGGAUCCACUCUACCAAAGGUAGGCAGGCUGCUUUUUUUUUUUUUUUUCUCACCUUUUUUCCCCACCCUGUGUCAGUUUCACUGUGGCUGAUUCCACCUCCAUGGCGUAGAUCAUCAAUCUUCAUGAUCUCCGUUAAGCCAACACUAUAUAUAGUCAGUAACACAAAUGUGUAUUCCUGACCCUUUAGUGUUAAAACCACUAUUUAGGUGGCUUACCUCCCUUGAAAGAUAUACCCGAGUGGGCUUCUCAUACAGCCCCCAAAAUGCUUCAAUUGGCUGGAAGAUUAUUGGUAUGUGUAAGAGGCAAGUUAUCCUUUUUUUGAAGAAGGGGUGUGGAUGUAUUUAUUUUACAACAUUGGAGUAUCACUUUAAAGGGACACCAUAGGCAAAAAAACAACUUCAGCUUAAUAGAGCAGCUUUGGUGUAUAGAUCAUUCCCUUCGGUCUUGCUGCUCAAUAUUAAUUAAUCACUUUGUUUAUGCAGCUCUAGUCACACCUACCUGCAUGUGACUUGCACAGCCCUCUUAAACACUUCAUGUAAAGAGGCAUCUAACGUUUAAACUAGAAUUUUCUUGUCUCCUGCUCUGUUAAUAAUCCGCUACUGCCUGCAAGAGUCUCCUGUGUGUGCUUAAAGUUCAGUUUACAGAGCAGAAUGAAACCAUUUUGUUCAUGCAGGCUGUUCAUGUCACAGCCAGGGUAGGUGUGGCUAGCGAUGCAGAAAUGAAAGUGAUUUAACUCUGAAAUAGCAGAGAAUUGAGCAGUGAGACUGGGCCCAACAGGCAUGAUGGUCAGACGUGUUCCUAAAUAGGUCUGACACAUCUGAGCACAAAUCAAGCCUUUACUGCUUAAAACCGCAUCGGACACAACGCAUCUUGACUUGUGCACUGCCUUGAACUAAUCAGGAACACGAGGAUACUUGUUCUGGACCGGUACUCCUGAAUGGCCAGCAUGUGGUAUCGGGUGAGUUCCAGGUGGCAGAGACUCUGCAUAUGUACAGCAAAGAGAUUCCUAAACCGGUCUUUGAUUAGUGACCAGUACCCAGUGGCAUUACAGCCAUUCUGUUAAUAAUAGCAUGUCAUACCAUAAUCUUUCUAAUUAAACUUACUUUUAGACCUACCCUAUACCAUGCUUUGCAUUCUUACCUAACUAUGUCCUUGCAUCUAGAAUGUCCAGACGUUUAAUUUGCUAGCAAGCAUAUAUUUCCCUCCCUAUCUGGGCAUACUUAGCCUGAUUUACUAUAAUUAAUAAAAAAAAAAAACUGCUAUUGUUUCUUAUGCCACAUGUGUAUUUCUCAUUGCUUGAUAUUACUGUGCCUAUGCAUGUGUUGUAGGUAUCUUUUGUACUUCAUACGCAAAAUAAAUAAAUAAAUGCGCCGAGAGACUGCAGGUGCAUGAUCUAUACACCAAAACAAAUAAGCUAAAAUUGUUUUAAUGCUUGUACUGUCACUAUUAUGUGUGCAUGAUUUCAGGUAUGUUUUUGUGUGGAAGGAAAGUGUGUAUAUAUGUAAGUGUCGUGCAGAUGUGAAUGAAGGAUCCGUGUAAGUGCGUGAAUGCAUGCAUGUGCAAGUGUGGAGUGCAUUUACACUCUCUUCCCAUGUCACAGGUACCAAUCCAGCAUAGAAAAUGACAUCUGAUGGAAUGAUGUCUAUAACAUUUUAUUGCCCACUUUAUCUAAUUGUCACUUUCCCAUUUCCUCGCAUUGUCGCUGUCCCCUUUACUUUCUCUGUCCCAUUCCUGUAUGUCUCCCUGCCAUCUUUUGGUUCUCACGGCCACCUUACAUUUCAUAUUGUCCUUCAUCCUCUCAUUGUCCCGGCUUUGCUCAUUUUAGUAACUUUAGGAACUUUAAAAUGCAGCUUUAUUUAAGGUUUUGUCUUGGAAAUACUUUUCUCUGAUUUAUACACUAGGUGGCAUGCAAGGAAAACUCAAGAAGAAGUCUUGGAGUUUUCUUAUUGUAAUCUGUUUCCAAUUGUAAUUGUUUCCCGGCUCUGUCAACUUUUAUUUCAGGAUGAAAUGUCCACUUGCAAGCACCAAUAAACGAUUUUUAAUCAAUACUAUCAAGAAUGCAUUACCACCAUCAAAGGAUGAAGAUCACAGAAGCAAAAGAGACCAAGAUGAAACAGAGGACGACAGAAAGGAGAAGAGACAUUCAAGAACACACAAAACACAUCCCUAUGAAAGAAGUGGUCAGUCGCAGAGGGAUAAAAGCCACUCUUCUUCUGAGCACAGGAAGAAAAAUGAGCAAAAAGACCAGAGUGACCCAAAUUCAAGAUAGCCUUGGAUACUCUGUGUAAUAGGCACAAACUGUUAAAUGUACUGUUUGGAAUAUGUAGAAUGCUACCAAUACACAAACAUUUUAUCAGUAAUAAGUUGCUAUAUAUUUUAUUUUAUUUUUUUUUCCCAUUGGCUCUGACUGUUGAAUUUCUUUAGUGUUUCUCUUCCAGGGUUACUUGUACCCAUUCUUCUCCAAUGGGUUUCAAAUAUUUGGAAGUGAAAUGUAUACUACCUGUUCCCACACCUUAUUGAACAACAACUUUUGGUUAUAAUUUCUCCUUUGUAGUAUAAUCACAGUUUGAGUCUCAUUUAAAAAUAGUUAUUUCUAAGUUUAAUUGAUGUUAUAUAAUGCGAUUGGAGUGUUGAAAGGUUUUCUUUUCUAUAUGGUUUCUAAUUAUUUGUAAGUAACAACACACAGAGAACAUGCAUUGAUGAUCAGACUUGUGCAAAAAUUACUUUUGAGCGAUGCAUCUGAAGAAAAUACUUUUUAAUCCACACUUGAACGAAUCUAUCCAUCUGGGAUUUACCUGUGCUGUUUUAUGCACUGCAUAAGACUCCACAGGUAAAUCCCAGAUGGAUUGAUUAAUUCAGGUGUGGAUUAAAAAACAUUUUAUUAAGGCUAUUGGUGACUAAUUCUAUGUUGCAACCAGAAGAGCGGCAGUAUGCAUUUAUAAGGAAUACUGUUAUUUAUUAACUCUUUCAGGGUUUAUUGCUCCAGCACUCAAGGUAUUUGUUUUAGCCAGCAUUAGCCAUUUGGGGUUUAAACUGAGAUUGCAAAUCUGCUUUGGUCUCUUCCACUUGUAACACAGGUGUGUGCAGGGUUAACCGUUCAAGAUACAUCCAGUAAGUGGCAGUGUAAACCCCUUCGUUGACAGCUGUUCAAUACUUCAAAAUGGAACCGUCACUUCUAUGGAAAUGAUUUAAUUGAAUAAAACAUUGGAAACAACAUAUAACUAUUGUUAACUAUGUAGUUUCAUUUAUGACCAAAGGCAUGUUUUUAGAGAUCCGUGCAUUUGUGGCAGUCCUCUUUGGUUACUUUGCCAUGUGUUUUUGGAGGUCAGAUUAAACGUUUAUCGUAUACUCCAUAUGUAUACAACACAGCAUUAAGUAUGCAUACAAUAUGAAAUAGUAGUAGGAGGGAGUAGGUGAGUGAAAGGGAAAAAAAUAAUUUUUGCUUGUAAUAAUUUCUACCACCACUUAAAUAAGAAUAAAUCAAAUAGAUUAACCCAUUAGUCCAAAUUGUUAAAAUGCUUUAUGC
Pelobates cultripes (western spadefoot toad) is the source of this 12000-nucleotide messenger RNA. Lineage: Eukaryota; Metazoa; Chordata; Amphibia; Anura; Pelobatidae. The record is from the annotation of a GenBank genome assembly.